Messenger RNA from Diplodia corticola, 1299 nucleotides. RefSeq names its product oxidoreductase domain containing protein. The transcript has 3 exons. Lineage: Eukaryota; Fungi; Ascomycota; Dothideomycetes; Botryosphaeriales; Botryosphaeriaceae. The coding region runs from base 1 to 1299 and encodes 432 amino acids. The record is from RefSeq and is a predicted model, not a curated record. Gene Ontology annotation, cellular component: cytoplasm; nucleus.
AUGGACUUCUCCUCGGAAGCGAAAUCAUCCCACCACCACGACACGCACGCUCUGCCCCCGAUCCCCAUCCAGGAAGCCUACUUGCACUACAACAAAGUGAAACGGCAAGAGCUGGAGCAGGAUGAUGAUAUCUUGUAUUUCGGCCGUGAGCUUAGCGAGAAGCAGCGUGACAUCUGGCGGCCUGCAGGGACCAUUUCCGCUUCCGUUAUAGAAAACGCAUGCAACGACUAUUGGAAAGCAGCCCUGACGACCGAUGACAGUCCGUGUCUGACUGACUUCCAAGAUGCCACCAUCUACGAGCACAAGGACAUUCCCGGCCUGCAGAUCGUGCCCGGGAUCCUGCCCAUGGAGACCCAGAUACUAUUCACAUCUCAGCUGAUGCACCGAGACUUGGCGGACCCGAAACACAAAAUCAACCUCGAGGCCGACUACCACAUCCCCUACCCGCCACCACGACCACCACCACAAGACGACCUCCCCGCCUCGUCCUCCACCUCCACCCCCUCCCACUCCUUCUUCACCCUCCCCCAAUCCUCCCCCAACCACGCCCUCCACCCCAAACCCCCCGCCGCCGCCUCCUCUCCCACCCGCACCAAUAAAAAGCCCCUAAACAUGGCCCAAUUCCUCGCCAGCAAGCUGCGCUGGCUCACCCUCGGCGAGCAGUACGACUGGCCCACGCGCAGCUACGGCAUCACCCGCACCCCCUUCCCGCCCGACCUCUCCGUCCUCGUCACCGGGCUCUUCCCGCACAUACGCCCCGAGUCGGGCGUCGUCCUCGUGUAUUCGGGCAAGGACUACAUGCCGGUGCACAGGGACGUCAGCGAGCACUGCGAGCGCGCGUUGGCGAGCUUCUCCGUGGGGUGCGAGGGCGUGUUUGUCAUACAGAAGGGGGACGGGGAUGGGGACGGUAACGACGAGGGAGAGCGUGGAAGUGGUGGUGAUGGGGAAGAGGAUCACGGUGGCCACCGGGAACGGAAUGGUGGCGAUGAGCGGGAGGACCGAAAGCAUGAGCAGCAGCAGCAACAGCAACAGCAGCAACAAGUCGUGCCCCGCCGGCGGCCGGAUCGCACCGCUGCCAUCAGGGUGCGGAGUGGUGAUUGUGUGUUGUUGUCCGGCGAGGCGCGGUGGGCGUGGCACGCCAUGCCGCGGACCAUCCCGGGGACGUGUCCGGAGCCGUUGGCGCAGUGGCCGGUGGGGACGCCGGGGGCGAGCGAGGAGGAGAGGAGGGCGUACGGAAAGUGGAAGGGGUAUAUGGGGACGAAGCGGAUCAAUGUCAGUUGUAGGCAGGUUUGGGAUUGA